Amphibalanus amphitrite is the source of this 2146-nucleotide messenger RNA. RefSeq lists its product as uncharacterized. Gene Ontology annotation, molecular function: catalytic activity. Bases 1023 to 2135 code for a protein of 370 amino acids. The transcript is spliced from 2 exons. The record is from RefSeq and is a predicted model, not a curated record. NCBI's taxonomy places the organism in Eukaryota, Metazoa, Arthropoda, Thecostraca, Balanomorpha, Balanidae.
GCAUCUCAUUAAGCACGGUGGACCAUGGCCAGGGGCAAGAAAACAGGAGCUGGGAGAGGGAGAUCUGCUAGCGUCAGUAUACUCACCAGUAGGGAUGUCACAGACUCACAGCAGGCAGGCACGCAAACCUGUAUAACAUGUUCCAAAGAUGUCGGAGACACUGCGAUCGGCUGUGAUAAAUGUGAACAUUGGGUACACAGCACCGAAAUGUGUUCUGGCCUGCCCCAGCAUAUGCUGGAUGCAAUUGCUAAGUAUGAUGGUGCCGGUAUUAGCUUUAUCUGCACAAACUGUCGGCUUGACAGGGGGAAAUCUCCAUCUAGCAGUCAGGUGCCAGCAAAUGAGGUUAUAGCCCAACUGUUCCAGCAGAUCAAAGGUAUUUGCUGCACAGUAAAGGACCUUGUUGACCAAGUUAAGACCCUGACAGCAUCAGUGUCGGCUCAAGCCUCCACUCCCUCAACCAGACCUCAUCCUGAACCACCAAGACUGCAACAGCCUGCUGCCGACUACAGGUCCAUUGUUCAUGAGGAAAUGAAAGAGAUGAGAGAGCGUGAAAAGCGCAAACAGUCUGUCAUAAUCAAGGGCCUCCAUGCCGAUUCCACAGCUGAUCUAGCCUCAAAGUUCGAACAGUUGACUGAUCAGGUUAUGGGCACGAAAGUUGGGCUGACUGACAUCUCAUCCAUCCCUGGCCACCCACAUAUCUAUCGUGCAAAGAUCAUGAAUAGUGAGAAUCGAAAGCUUGUGUUAGACAAGGCAAAAGCUUUGCGAAACACUGACUACUCCUCAGUCUAUAUAUCUAGAGACUUGACCUAUGCACAGAGAUCAGAACUGCUUGCCCGUCGCAGGGCCCGUCAACAAGAACAGGCGCAGGCCCUUGGACUGCCCUCAGCCCAGUCUAACACCGGACAAGACGCACGGACUGCCCCCUCUGUGGGUGCACCACCCCCUGCCUCCCAGGGAAACUAAAACGGAACCAAGACUGUAAGACUAAAUCUGCCACCGACACCACCAAUGUUCUUAGUAUUAUGCACACAAACAUCAAUGGUCUGGCACCCAAAUUUAACAUGCUCGUAGAUUUGCAUGCCAAACUCAAAUGGGAUAUUAUGUGUAUUACUGAGACUCAUCUACUGCCCAGUAUUUCUAGUUCUAUUGUUGAUAUACCUGGCUACACUCUCUUACGUCAUGAUGUUUGUGGGCAUGUGCAAAAGCAUGGUGUGUGCUGCUACAUCCAAAACAGAUUGAGUAUCGACCAUAUAAUCCAACCCUUACCUAACCUCCUUUCCUUUCGCCUGAGUUCACUCAAUACAUUCGUGCUUGUUGUGUAUAGACCGCCUUCUAACUCACCAGAUUCAAAUGACCGUUUAAACCAGUUCAUACUUCACUUUUGCUGUGGAAAAGAAGUGAUUGUCCUAGGUGACUUCAACCUUCCUGGUAUUGAUUGGCCAAUCCAAGUGUCCCAUUGUCCCCCACUAGAAAGGAUGUUCCUUGACACAUUCCUAUCCUUAGGUCUCCAUCAAUGGAUCUCUGAGCCAACAUAUCCCAGAUCUGGAAAUAUCCUUGACUUGAUCUUUACCUCGGAGGCAGAUCGAAUAGGAUCUCUCGAUAUCAUGGCCCCACUGCCUGGAUGUGACCACUGUGCUAUUUCAUUUGAUUACAUAUUUGAUGCUUCACCAUCACUUAACUCAGUUCCUGGACAUACCAUCCCUCAGAGAGCCUGGCACAGGGGUAAGUACCAAGCAGCAAAUCGUAUGCUCAGUAACAUUGACUGGGACCUAGAGUUAGCUUUUCUAGACUCGGAUCAGUCCUUUAAGCGAUUCGCCGAGAUACUCAAUGAUGUGUGCACAGAAUGCAUUCCACUUAAGCCACCUAGUGAAGGUAGGCCUCCCUGGUCAACCAAUCCUCCCACCAGCCUAAUCAAACGAAGGCAUGCUGCAUGGUCCCGUUAUAAAUCGGUAAGGCAUCAGCUUGGUCGUCACUCUGGUGAGGCUCGUUCUAUGUAUGCCAGUUUUGCCAGUCUAAAUCAGCAGUGUCGUAAGUUUGCCGUUCAGGCCCAAGCUAAGUAUGAAGAGGAUCUGAUCUCGAAGUCUAAGGAAAACCCCAAGCUUUUCCAUUCAUACAUCCGCAAGAAGAAGACAUGAUGGAACCCAAC